Dioscorea cayenensis subsp. rotundata (Guinea yam) is the source of this 1639-nucleotide messenger RNA. RefSeq names its product cytochrome P450 87A3-like. The record is from RefSeq and is a predicted model, not a curated record. The transcript has 9 exons. Gene Ontology annotation, biological process: sterol metabolic process. The coding region runs from base 1 to 1449 and encodes 482 amino acids. Gene Ontology annotation, molecular function: oxidoreductase activity, acting on paired donors, with incorporation or reduction of molecular oxygen; iron ion binding; heme binding. Lineage: Eukaryota; Viridiplantae; Streptophyta; Magnoliopsida; Dioscoreales; Dioscoreaceae.
AUGCUUAACUGCUUUGUUUUAUGGUCAGUGACCUUCUUCCUUUCGUUAUCGUUCACACACUGGAUCUAUAAAUGGAAACACCACAAGUCCAGUGGAAGGCUCCCACCUGGCUCUUUAGGUCUCCCUCUCUUUGGUGAGACAUUCUCCUUCUUCUCUCCUAAUACCUCCCUUGACAUUGCACCCUUUAUGAAGUCCAGAAUCAAAAGAUAUGGACCAAUCUUUAAGACCAGUAUUCUUGGGGAGUAUAUGGUUGUAUCUACUGAUACUGAUUUCAAUAACUUCAUAUUUCAACAAGAAGGAAGAUUGUUUCAGAGUUGGUAUCCAGAGACCUUCACUAGGAUUUUUGGUGUGAAUAAUAUGUCAACAUUGCAUGGAUUCAUGUAUAAGUAUCUAAAGAACUUGAUUUUGAGUCUCUUUGGUGUUGAUAGCCUUAAAGAAAAACUCCUUCCAGAUAUUAAGCAGUUUGCAAUUAAGAGACUACAUGAAUGGUCCUGCCAGCCUUCCAUUAAAAUGAGAGAAGAAAGUUCAGCGAUGAUAUUUGAUUUAACGGCAAAGAAGUUGAUUAGUCAUGACUCUCGUAAGAGUUUGGACAACCUCAGAGACAACUUCAAUGCUUUCAUUGAAGGUCUACUUUCCUUCCCUAUCAACUUUCCUGGGACAUCAUAUUACAAAUGCAUCCAGUUUCAUGCAUUCAGGGGCGAAAAAAAUGUGAUAUCAAUGAUGAAAAAGUUGCUAAAUGAGAGACGUAGAUGUCUAAAGGAAGGCCCUGAUGAAGAUUUCUUUAAUCUCAUAAUCAAAGAGUUAGAAAAAGAAGGGACACAGUUAACUGAGGAUAUUGCUUUUGAUAUUAUGUUUGUUAUACUCUUUGCUAGCUAUGAAACUACCUCCUUGUCUAUAACAAUGGCUGUCAAAUUUCUCACUGAUCAUCCUAAGGUUCUAUCAAAGUUAGAGGAAGAGCAUAAGAACAUCAUUAAAAACAGAGUGAAUCCGAGCUCUGGAAUAACAUGGAAUGAGUACAAGUCCAUGAUUUACACUUCUCAUGUGAUCAAUGAAACAAUGAGAUUGGCUAACAUUGCUCCAGCAAUAUUCAGAAAAACAAUGCAGGAUAUUAUGACUAAAGAUGGAUAUACAAUACCUGCAGGAUGGGCAGUGAUGGUAUGCCCUUCUGCAACUCAUUUGGAUCCUAACAUUUAUGAAGAUCCUUGCAUUUUUUAUCCUUUAAGAUGGGAGAAAACCGAUGCAACUGUUGGUUCGAAAUACUUCAUGGCUUUCGGCGGAGGCAUGAGAUUCUGCGUCGGCGCAGACUUUAGCCGGCUUCAAACCUCUGUGUUUCUUCAUCACCUUGUCACCAAAUACAGAUGGAUUGCAGUGAAAGGAGGGGAGAUUGUUAGGACUCCUGGCUUGAAAUUUCCAAAUGGUUUUCACAUCAACCUCAUUGACAGGGAAUGAAGCAUCUGCAUGCAUGGCACUUUAUUAUAAUAUAUAAUAAUAUCGACCUUUAUGUAUAUACAUAUGUAUGAAUAAGUGCAUCUGUGAAACUUGUUAACAGUCCUUGAUCCUCCCAUGUAUUUUAACUAAUAAAUAAGGAGUUUGGUCUGUUAUGAAUCAUAAUUAUCAAAUUCAAAAUAACAAAAAUACA